Messenger RNA from Cannabis sativa, 1781 nucleotides. Its product is annotated as lipoyl synthase, chloroplastic. Gene Ontology annotation, cellular component: chloroplast; mitochondrion. Gene Ontology annotation, biological process: lipoate biosynthetic process. Gene Ontology annotation, molecular function: lipoate synthase activity; 4 iron, 4 sulfur cluster binding. Lineage: Eukaryota; Viridiplantae; Streptophyta; Magnoliopsida; Rosales; Cannabaceae. The transcript has 6 exons. Bases 199 to 1326 code for a protein of 375 amino acids. The record is from RefSeq and is a predicted model, not a curated record.
UAUCACUUGCAAAAUGUGUAAUCUCUUGUCAAUAUAUAAAAAUGAAGAAGAGGUUGGGAGUUGGCAACUAACCAAACCAAAAAAACAGACGGAGAUCUCGAAGAAGUUAAAAUUAAAUAAAUAAAUAAAUAAAAACUAAUCGUACCCAUUCCAAAGUAGAAGAUCAGUACUUGAUUGCUUCAUUCCCUCGAUUCCAAAAUGCUUCAGCAAUUCCGCCACCGGAUUCCCAUCCCCAUUCCCAUUUCUUCUUCUAAUUCCUCUGCUUCUACUUCUUCUGCUUCCUCCUUUUCAUUCUCCGUUCCAUUUCCGAAUUCCCAUCUCACCAAACCCUUCCAUUCACUCCUCCAAAUUCAAUGCAAGGCCGUCGACUCUAAGCCAUUGCCCGCCGUUGGCCCCUACACCGGGAGGGAUCCCAACGUCCAGAAGCCCCCAUGGCUGAAGCAGAGAGCUCCGCAGGGAGAGAAGUUUCAGGAAGUCAAGGAAUCAAUCUCCCGAUUGAAAUUGAACACCGUAUGCGAAGAAGCUCAGUGCCCUAACAUUGGAGAAUGUUGGAAUGGCGGCGGCGAUGGGGUCGCUACCGCCACCAUCAUGCUCUUGGGCGACACGUGUACUCGCGGUUGUAGAUUCUGCGCCGUCAAAACUAGCAGAAACCCUCCUCCGCCUGAUCCCAAUGAGCCCCAGAAUACCGCCAUAGCCAUUGCUUCUUGGGGUGUGGAUUAUAUUGUUCUCACAAGUGUUGAUCGUGAUGAUAUACCUGAUGGAGGAAGUGGGCAUUUUGCUGAGACUGUAAAAGCCAUGAAGAACCUAAAGCCUGAAAUCAUGGUUGAGUGUUUAACCUCUGAUUUUAGGGGUGACUUGACUGCUGUGGACACUUUGGUUCACUCAGGAUUAGAUGUAUUUGCACACAACGUUGAGACUGUUAAACGUCUCCAACGAAUUGUUCGAGAUCCUCGAGCUGGGUAUGAGCAGAGCUUAUCUGUUUUGAAACAUGCAAAGGUCAGUAAGGAGGGCAUGAUUACAAAAUCUUCCAUAAUGCUGGGUCUUGGAGAAUCAGAUGAUGAGUUGAAGGAAGCCAUGGCCGAUUUGAGGGCUAUAGAUGUCGAUAUAUUGACCCUUGGGCAAUAUUUACAACCGACUCCAUUACACUUGACUGUCAAAGAAUAUGUCACCCCUGAGAAGUUUGCUUUCUGGAAGGAAUAUGGCGAGUCUAUAGGAUUCCGUUAUGUGGCCAGUGGGCCAUUGGUUCGAUCAUCAUACAGGGCGGGAGAGCUCUUUGUCAAAACAAUGGUUAGGGAAAGUGCUAACAAAACUGCUAUGACAUCUUAAGUUUUUUCACUUCCAUAAUUAUUGCUGUUAAACGGUUACAUUUGGGCAAACCAAGAGCUUCAGCUGCAGAAGAUUAUUAUUGCUAACCUGGCCCAAAGUUUUGAGUACUUUUUUGUCUCAUAUAAAGGAAAUGUUCACUCCCUGAAGAAACUUGGUCUUCUUCUCCGUAUUCAUUUAUUAGUCUGCAUAUCAUAGUUCAAGGCUACAAUAUAUAUUACUUAAAGCCUUUAUUGGGUUCAAGAAUUGUUCUUUACUAAUAUUUUCCUUUUUUUACUAAUUUAAAAACUGGAAUAUUAUACGGAAAAUUGUGUGGCUGUGUGUAGUCAUAUGGGUAGUCCUAGUCUUUCUUGAAAGGAUGAAAGGUACAAUAAAUUUGUUGGGCAGAAACGAUAGUUAAAUUUUCUUGUAAAAGAAUAGUUAAAAUUUAGUAAAGUUACCCGAGUUAAAUUUAGUUA